AAAUUGCACGAAAAGUAGUUCAAAAGUUGUGGCGGAGCCAAGAAUCUGAAUGAGCGGGGCUGAUUUGAAUAAUCGUUAUAAUUAGGGGGGGUGGUGUUAAGGCCUUACCGACUACUCUAUUUCUUAAAUUUAUUACGAAAUAUACAUGUAAUUUUACCUAUAUUUCAAAUUUGAGGGGAAUAUAACCCCUCAUGAUUUCUAUCUAACUCCUCUGCUGUUUAAAAGUUCGAACUGAUAGUUAAAAAAGAUUUACAUUCAUGAGCAUACAUAUUACAUGGAGUUUAGUCCGCGUUAUAUCAAUAAGUAUCUUGUUCUUCAAAGAGAAUAAGUAUCAUGCUCUCAUGGAACAUUUUAUUCCAUAAAAUAUCAUAUUUCACUUCAAACCAAGUUUUAUUUUUUAUUUUUAUAAAUGUUUCACUUUCUCAAACUGGAAAUUGAUUCGUUUGCUGACCGGAAAAAAAACGAAACAUCACAGUCCUCUUCGAUUCGUUCGCCGCUUCUCAGGUUACCAGGCAAGGUCGCCGUCAUCACAGGCGGCGCAAGAGGGAUCGGCGCCGGAACGGCCAAGCUCUUCGCCGCCAACGGCGCCCACGUCGUGAUCGCCGACGUCCUCGACGACAUCGGAGCCGCUCUAGCAGUCUCCAUCGGCGGCCGAUACAUCCACUGCGACGUCACCCUCGAAUCCGACGUGGAGGCCGCCGUGAACCUCGCCGUCACCUGGAAGGGCAAAAUCGACAUCAUGUUCAACAACGCCGGAAUCCCGGGCCGCGACGGCAGCAUCACAAACCUAGACCCCGGCGACACCAAUCGAAUCCUGGCCGUCAAUCUCCAGGGCGUGCUGAACGGGAUCAAGCACGCCGCCAGAUCCAUGAUCCGGACGGGCACCCGGGGGUCGAUCAUCUGCGCGGCGAGCUCCGCGGCGGUGAUGGGCGGAUUGGGGUCGCACGGCUACACGGCGUCGAAGGGGGCGGUGGUGGCGGCGGCGAGGAGCAGCGCGUGCGAAUUGGGGGAGUACGGGAUCCGGGUGAAUUGCAUAUCGGCGCACGGGGUGCCGUCGGAGAUGCUGGUGGGAGCGUUCCGGCGGAUUCUGGGGAGGGCGGAGAUGGCGGCGGAGGAGGUGGCGGAGAUUGUUGGGGAAAGGGGGAGUUUGGUGAAGGGCAGAGGAGGGAAGGUGGAGGAUGUUGCAUACGGCGCCGUUUUCCUGGCGAGUGAGGAGGAGGCUGGGUUUGUUACUGGGCAUAACCUUGUGAUUGAUGGUGGGUAUACUUGUGCUGAUGGGAACAUGAGCUUCAUUUACAAGGAGGAUUAAUAAUUGAUUGAAGGGUUGAUUUAGAUUAAUGAGAGA
Linum trigynum is the source of this 1345-nucleotide messenger RNA. The record is from the annotation of a GenBank genome assembly. Lineage: Eukaryota; Viridiplantae; Streptophyta; Magnoliopsida; Malpighiales; Linaceae.